This is a messenger RNA of Stereum hirsutum FP-91666 SS1, 2574 nucleotides long. Its product is annotated as L-glutamine D-fructose 6-phosphate amidotransferase. Gene Ontology annotation, molecular function: L-glutamine:D-fructose-6-phosphate transaminase (isomerizing) activity; carbohydrate derivative binding. Lineage: Eukaryota; Fungi; Basidiomycota; Agaricomycetes; Russulales; Stereaceae. The transcript is spliced from 6 exons. Bases 67 to 2157 code for a protein of 696 amino acids. The record is from RefSeq and is a predicted model, not a curated record. Gene Ontology annotation, biological process: protein N-linked glycosylation; fructose 6-phosphate metabolic process; UDP-N-acetylglucosamine metabolic process.
UCUUCAUUCCCUCGUUCCCUCCCCCGUCGCAUCCAGCCUUAGAAUCACAACCCUUUGCAACUCACGAUGUGCGGGAUCUUUGGUUACUGCAGCUUCUUGAGGGAAAAGGACCGCAAAGAGGUCUGCGAGAUCCUCUGUAACGGCCUUGCGCGCCAAGAGUACCGAGGUUACGACUCCGCGGGCAUUGGCAUCGAUGGCGACAAGCCCGGCGAGACUUUCUUCUUCAAGGAAGUUGGCAAAGUCGCCGGUCUCCGCCAGAAGAUCGCCGAGUCUAAUGUUGACAUCACUAAGAAGUUUACGUCUCAGGUCUCCGUCGCUCACACCCGCUGGGCAACCCACGGUCCUCCCAGCGUCGUCAACUGUCACCCGAUGCGCUCAGACCCCACCGCUGAAUUCGUUGUCGUCCAUAAUGGUAUCGUCACCAACUACGCUGAGCUGAGGGUCGUGCUGCAGAAGCGCGGCUUCAGGUUUGAGAGUGAGACGGAUACGGAGGCGGUCGCUAUCCUUACCAAGUAUGUGUACGACUCGCAGCCGGAUAAGCGGAUCACCUUCACCGAGCUCGUCAAGACCGUGCUGAAGGAGCUCGAGGGAUCGUUCGCGUUUGUCUUCAAGUCGUCGCAUUAUCCCAACGAGGUCGUCACUGCUCGUCGCGGUUCACCCCUGCUGAUUGGUGUCAAGACCGAGAAGAAGCUCAAGGUCGACUUCGUCGAUGUUGAGUUUGCGGGUAAUGAGGAGGCUAAGAACGUCGACUCCCUCGUUUCGCCCACUUCGCCCACCGGCCUCCUUGCCCCACCCAGGUCGGAGUCGAAAAUUCACCGCUCUCAGUCCCGUGCCUUCAUGUCCGAAGACGGUCUCCCUCAACCCAUCGAAUUCUUCGUCGCCUCUGAUGCUGCCGCUAUCGUCGAACACACCAAGCGUGUCCUCUACCUCGAGGACGACGACAUCGCCCACAUCGCCAACGGCGAACUUCACAUUCACCGUCUCCGCCGCAAGGAGGAAGGCGCCGCCACUCCCUCCAUCCGCUCUAUCGAGACGCUCGAGAUCGAAAUCGCCGAGAUCAUGAAGGGCAAGUUCGACCACUUCAUGCAGAAGGAGAUCUACGAGCAGCCCGAGUCUGUCGUCAACACCAUGCGUGGUCGCGUCAACUUCGACAACAACUCGAUCAUGCUCGGUGGCUUGAGGCAAUACCUCCCGAUCAUGCGCCGCGGACGUAGGAUCGUGUUCACCGCUUGCGGGACGAGUUACCACUCUUGUCUCGCGACGAGGGCUAUCUUCGAGGAGUUGACCGAGAUUCCGGUCAGCGUCGAGCUCGCUUCGGAUUUCUUGGACCGCAAGACCCCCAUCUUCCGUGACGAUGUCUGUGUGUUCCUUUCCCAGUCCGGAGAGACUGCCGACACGAUUCUCGCCCUCCGUUACUGCCUCGAGCGUGGAGCCCUUUGUGUCGGUGUAGUCAACACUGUCGGUUCGACUAUUUCUCGCGAGACCCACUGCGGUGUGCACAUCAAUGCCGGUCCCGAGGUCGGUGUCGCGUCGACGAAAGCCUACACCAGUCAGUACAUCGCGCUGUUGAUGAUGGCCCUGCAGCUUUCGGAGGACAGGAUCUCGUUCAUGGAGAGGAGGAACCAGAUCAUCCAAGGUCUGCACGCGCUUCCCGGACAGCUCAGGAGGGUGCUCGAGGCAGACAAGUCGCUGCAGGAGCUUGCUGAUGGCGUCUUGGCAAACUCGAAGAGUCUGUUGCUGAUGGGUCGUGGUUACCAACACGCUACUUGUCUCGAGGGUGCUCUCAAAAUCAAGGAAAUCUCCUACAUGCACUCUGAAGGUAUCCUUGCCGGCGAGCUCAAGCACGGCCCCCUCGCGCUCAUCGACGAGAACAUGCCCGUUAUCAUCGUCAUGACCCGCGACUCGCUCUACCCCAAGGUCCAGUCCGCGUUCUCCCAGAUCACCGCGCGCAAGGCUCAGCCGAUCGUGCUUUGCAACGAGGGCGACGAAGGGAUCCCGAAGAACGCGAAGACGAUCAGGGUGCCGCAGACGGUGGAUUGCUUGCAGGGCUUGUUGAACAUCGUCCCGUUGCAGCUUUUGAGCUAUCACCUCGCUGUCAAGAAGGGAUUCGACGUCGAUUUCCCGAGGAACUUGGCCAAGUCCGUCACCACCGAGUAAAUAUCGUCUGGUCUGGUCUGGUCGUGGCGGGUGUGGGUUGCUGGGGAGAAACUGAAGAGAAAGAAGAAAAAGAACCAAUGUGUAUACCAUUCACGGACUGUCAGACAUACUGCGGACUCAGACAUCGACAUCGACAACAUCACCAUACACCACAUCCCAAAAUUUAAACACCCAUCCACUCUUAGUAGGAUUUCCUUACUACGAGGCCCCCCCUUAGCUUUUUCUGUCUUGCAUCCUUGGACGGCCUCAUUAGUUGUUCCCUCUCUCUCUUCUCUCUUUACGAUACACUACCGAUUCUUCCUUUUCUGAUACCUUCGAGAGAGCUAUGGUCUCAAAUUACUGGUAUUAUGAUUGGAUGCUCAUGGAUCCUAGGACUUUUAGAGUUUAUGUGCGGUGAGGGGAAUGAAAUGAUUGUUU